UUGAUUUCAGCAGGAGGGGGAGUCCGAAGCGAUGCCUCCGCCGAGGAAGAGCAAAUCGCAGCUGAAAGCGGGCCAGUCAACUCGGUCCUCUUCCGCCGCCGCCGCCGCCGCCGCCGCCGCCGCCGAGAGCUUCCCUUCGUGCCUCCGCCCCGUCCCUCCCUCCUCCGUCGCCAUCACCAUACACGCCAAGCCGGGCUCCAAGUCGGCCUCCAUCACAGAUCUCAGCGACGAGGGUGGGGUCCAGAUCGACGCGCCGGCCAAGGACGGCGAGGCCAACGCGGCGCUGCUCGAGUACAUGAGCUCGGUUUUGGGGGUGAAGAAGAGGCAGGUCUCGAUCGGUUCGGGCUCGAAAUCGAGGGACAAGGUCGUGAUCGUGGAGGAGGUGACCGUGAAGACCGUCUUCGAUGCCCUGGCAAGAGCUUCGAAAUGAAGGCGAUGAUGGGUGGGUGGCAGAGGAGAUGAGGCAUACCCAGCUAGCAAAACGAGAACAUACAGGAAGAGAUUCACGUCUUCAAGAGCCCAGACAGCACCAAGAUUCAUGGGUUGCUGUGCGAAGGUUGUCUCUUUUGUCUGCAAUGUAAGAUCAUAGUGCUUUUGUAACUAAAGCUGAGUGCUUUUCAAUUAAUGUGCAAUACAUGGAAGCCGGACCGAUGCUGAAGCAACGCUGGAAAGUGUGGUAGCAUGGAUUUUCACCAUGUUAUGUUUUUGUACAGACGUGAUGUAAUAGCACAGUUGAUGGUUCUCGAGCUAGUUGUUGUUCCUCAAUCAGUCAGCAAACCUGCUCUCAGGUUUAUCUUCUUCGCUUGAUAUGGUCUCUUUGGGUCUUUUAUGCAGUUCUUUCUAUCAGCA
This is a messenger RNA of Eucalyptus grandis, 849 nucleotides long. Its product is annotated as UPF0235 protein C15orf40 homolog. Lineage: Eukaryota; Viridiplantae; Streptophyta; Magnoliopsida; Myrtales; Myrtaceae. The record is from RefSeq and is a predicted model, not a curated record.